GAAUUUAUUGCCUAUGGGAUCAGCAAUGUGUUUGCAGGAUCUUUCUCUUGUUUUGUUGCUACCACCGCUAUAUCACGUACUGCUAUCCAGGAAAGCACUGGUGGGAAAACCCAGGUUGCUAGCAUAAUCUCAGCAGGGAUUGUACUGAUUGUCAUUGUGGCUCUGGGGAAACUGCUAGAGCCCUUACAGAAGUCUGUGUUGGCAGCUGUUAUCAUUGCCAACUUGAAAGGGAUGUUCAUGCAGGUGUUUGAUGUUCCUCGUUUGUGGAGGCAGAAUAAGGCGGAUGCUGUAAGUCAUUUACUUUUUUCCUAA
This is a messenger RNA of Chrysemys picta bellii (western painted turtle), 312 nucleotides long. The record is from RefSeq and is a predicted model, not a curated record. Lineage: Eukaryota; Metazoa; Chordata; Testudines; Emydidae.